AUGUCUGUCCUUCCUGAGACCAACGACGGCGAAGUCACCUCCUGGAUACCUUUGACUGCGGCUUUCACUCCAACUGCAGGAUGUGAGAGUUCCUUCCGCCUCAACGGUCCCAGUCUGGUAGCGUUCGAUCCAGGCUACGGUCUCGACAUCGACCAACGAGUCAAGUGUGCACCUUCAGCCGUCACAACAUGGUGGGAGCAAGGCCGCCUUGAAGGUGGCCCGUCCGAGCACACCGCCGUCAGCAUCCAACCUUUGACUUGUCCGGAUCACUGGUCCACCGUCGUGACCUCGAUCAAAGACGAGUCCAGCACGCAAGCGAUGUGCUGCCCUUCUGGAUAUUAUCUGGCAAACGGUGUUCAGGGAAGCGUGGCUGGAGACUGUUUCUCAGACGUAAAAGGGGGCGAGACCCUGACAUACGCCUCGACCGAAUCCAGCGCAACCGAGGUCUGGUACACCAGAACAACGACCCUCUCGGCAUCAUCGCAUGUUGGUGCUAUCGCAGUUGUCGGAUGGAAUGUCGCUCGCGCUGCUACGAAUACCACGCCGGCACCGACCCCUACCAGCACUGAUUCGGCUGGGCCCGAUGUUGCCGCCACAUCCAUAGCCGAAUCAUCUACCGCGUCCGGCUUGCCUUCGACCACGCCCGCAAUUACUUCCCCACUCUCUUCGUCUCCAUCAUCGUCGUCCAGAACUACCUCCCUACACUCUUCCCCACAGCCUUCGCCUCUAUCAUCGACUACGUUGUCAUCGGAAACGGCUACUGAAGCUCUCUCUACGUCGUCCUCCACAGCUUCAUCAUCGAGCGUAAUAUCCUCUGGAGUCAAGGCAGGAAUCGGGCUCGGCGUUUCUCUGGGCGUGGUCGGUGUGGCUGCAUUGGUCAUGGCCUUGAUAAUGCUUUGUCGAAGAAGCAAGAAGACUUGGAAGGACGCCACGGCACCGGAAUCGGCCACUGAGGCCUACCCGGAGGCCAAGCCCGGGCUGCCACCGAUGUACUCGGUCGAAGAACGGCGCCAAGUCUUCGAACUCCCACAACGCACUUCUCGGCAAGCUGCCGAGUUGGCGGGUCAGCAUAGUCCAGUGGAGCUGGAUGCCGGUCAUCGCAGGAGCAAGGGCUGA
Molecule: messenger RNA, 1116 nt
Organism: Diplodia corticola
Lineage: Eukaryota; Fungi; Ascomycota; Dothideomycetes; Botryosphaeriales; Botryosphaeriaceae
Product: lpxtg-domain-containing protein
Exons: 2
Coding region: 1-1116 (371 amino acids)
Source: RefSeq, a predicted model, not a curated record